Messenger RNA from Cuscuta campestris, 1850 nucleotides. NCBI's taxonomy places the organism in Eukaryota, Viridiplantae, Streptophyta, Magnoliopsida, Solanales, Convolvulaceae. The record is from the annotation of a GenBank genome assembly.
AUUAGUCAGGGGCUAAACUGAGCAUCUCCACGAUUAUUUCUUCAUAGAAACGUGAAUAGAUUCCCGAUUUCAGAUAGCCCGCCGGAAAACAAACACAGAGCCGGAAACGAUGUGUGCUCAAGGAGGGGAAGUUCAAGGGCCUAUGUUGAAGCUAACCGUGGAGAGAGGUUCACUCGCCGGUCAAGCCCUGGAUUUCAAGCCGGGGACUACUGUUCGGGUUGGCCGUGUCGUGCGGGGCAACAAUCUCACCAUCAAAGAUUCCGGCAUCUCCUCCAAUCACCUCACCAUCGAAUUCAAUCCCUCCGACGGGAAAUGGAUCAUCCGCGACCUCGGAUCCUCAAACGGAACCUUUCUCAACGCCAACAAAGUCAUAGCAUCCUCCCCCGCCGCCCUCUCCGACUGCGACACCAUCAAAAUCGGAGAGCUCACUACAAUCUACGUCAGAAUCGAAGGUCUCGGUCCCCCAUCCACCAAGCAAAGGAGAAACCCUAGGCAGAAGGCAGCCGCAGAAACAGCACAGCAAGACGACCAGAAUGCCGCUGAGAAUCGGGAGUUAGGGUUUAGGGAUGAAGAGUUGGGGAAGAUGCAGAGGUGCGGUCCUCGUACUCGUGCUAGGGCUAGGGUGAACAGUGACAAGGCUGAACUUCAAGCUGAGAGCAUUGGAUUGGAAACUGCAGCUCCCAGGAGAACAAGGAAUUCAAGAAAGGUAGAGAAUUUCACUAGCUCGACUUCUCAAGUCGAAAGUGCUGUCGUCGAGAAGGCAGUGAGUUUGAGGGAGAUGGAGACUGCUUCACAAAAUGAAGAUGAACUUGGCGGUCAAAGAAGAACCCGAGGAAGAGGACGUGGGAGGGUGACGACGAAAAGGGUCACCACCAGAAGUACAAAAGUGAGUGAUUUACAGGCUGAUAGUAUCGCAUCAGUGCAUUUGGAAGAAGACAAGGACGAAACAAAUCCAGCUAGUGCAAAGAAGAGUGGAGGUGAAGAGAAACUUAAGACUAUUGAGGAGGGCGGUGAGGAGGAAGAGCAGCCUAAAUGUGGGAAAGAAGCUGGCCAUGGUGAAAGCAAGGGUGUCCCUGACAUUGGAGUAAAGUUUGACUUGGAAACCAUGAGUCUAGGAGAUUGGCUUGACUAUUUGGAGUUUCAGUUACCAAAACAAAUAAUGGAUUCUACAGAGGAGAUGAUUUCAGGAAUGAAGGAAAAGGCACGCAAGGCGCAAGACUUGAUAAAUGAGAAGAAGGCCGAGGAAAAGGCACACAAGGCGAAAGAAUAAUGACAAGUUCCAGAUCAAUGAAAAAUGCAUAGCAGUUAGAAGCAAUGAUGAUCAUCGAUGUAGCAAAAGAUACUACUCUCUCCGUCCCGCUAUAUUCGUCCACUUUUGACUUUUGGAACUGUUCAUCUAAGCACUUUGACUCAUCAAAUUCUCUCAAAGUUAGUGCAUCAAUUUCCAACACAAAAUUCUGAGCUGUGGUUACAGAGAAAAUGUCAAACAACUAAAAUUUGUUCUUUUACCCAAAGCAAUUGGAGAGAUUUAGCUAGAUUCCGCUGGUUGAAGGUCAAUGAUAUCCUAUUUUCGGGUCGAGGAAGACAAGGAGGGGUGUCUCAAGGCAAACUAAGAAACCAGGGUCAAACUUCAUUCACUUUCUUUCUCAAUUUUCGUUAACAAUUUGAUAAAAUAAAGUACUAUUGCUCCAUCAUCUCCGAUGGAGCCAAAAUUUCACCAUUUUUUGGCUUUGGGGUGUGAUGGAAUAAAUCAAAAUGGAUCUCUAAACUGUCUGCGCUUCUUUAAUUAAUGAAGUAGCAGUUAGUCAAGCAAUGCAACUUUCGACGUUGAGCCGGGGGUCUCUUUGGAA